Ochlerotatus camptorhynchus is the source of this 2708-nucleotide messenger RNA. RefSeq names its product dystrophin, isoforms A/C/F/G/H-like. The transcript has 10 exons. The coding region runs from base 1 to 2619 and encodes 872 amino acids. The record is from RefSeq and is a predicted model, not a curated record. NCBI's taxonomy places the organism in Eukaryota, Metazoa, Arthropoda, Insecta, Diptera, Culicidae.
AUGCUCAUGGACGCCGCGAAGAAGGAGAACCGACCAACGGACCUGCAAAUGAACCAACAAGUGAUCGUGCAGCAGCAGCCGCUGAAAGCACCGAUAUCAACCUUCGACGGUCAGUAUGAAAAUUGGCCAAAGUUUGAAGCGAUGUUCCUUGACAUCAAGGCCAAGUCGAACGAUACGAACUCCAUCAAGCUGUACCGUUUGGAUGAAGCUCUCGUUGUUCAACAAUCCAUCGUUGCUUAUGCCUUUGUUGUCGUUUGGAACCAGUUUUGCGAGGAUGCAUUGAAAGAAAUAACACCUAAUGAGAAGGAAGACCAUGCAGAGUUUGUUGUCCUCAGUGAUACAGUUCGUCACCGACGUGCCAAAACGCUUAAUUUAUCACCAACUAAUAAGGAAUCCAAAGCGAAAGAGAUAUCCGUUAGGAACCUCGAACAACAGUCAAACAUUUUGCCUGAUAUUUUACCCGCCACGUUCAGGCUGGUAGAAACAAGUGCUUUGUUUUCUUGCAUAUCCAGCGCCGAACCAUUGCAGCAAGCUAAAUCCGAAACGAGGACAGUGAGUCAUCACUACAGUGAGUGCUCAGUAGUUGAAGUAAAAGAGAAAAAUAUGAGCGCUAAAAUGUCCGUUCGGAGUAUUAAUAUGCCUUCCUCAGAUGUAACCAUGCAUGGUCAAGUAGUUGACACGAUCAACAUUCUCGAGUCAUGUAAAUUUGUUGAACCCGAAUAUGUUGAAACAGUACAUAUAAUAGAUGCAUCUUCCGACACUGAUACCAGCUGCCCAUCGCCGAAGCCUGACAAAAAGCAAAUGAAUGUUUCUAAGCCAUUGAGCAGGAUAACAACGAGUACACCUAAAUCGAGUAAACCAAUAAAUACCGUCCAAAUAGGCGGUGAACAAUCUCAAUCUCCAAAGCAAUUGAGAAUAAGCAAAAAACUCAUACUUCCACAAAAGUCUUCUAUUGAUGUACUCAGAGAUUUCGAUAAAAUAUGCCUGAAUGUUGAGGAGGCGUCAAAAAAUCAUCCAGGUCUCAGGGAUUUGGUAUUCGACGAACGAGACAGCUUUUAUAGCUCAGAUAAGGAGAACUAUGACGAGUUGCUAGUAUUUUCAGAAGAUGAAGACAUUCCACGAUAUUCCAUCGAAAUGGCCACCGACUCGGACAGUGACACGAGCCGAAUCGAGACACCUCAUGCGAGUAAUUUGGGAGAAAAAAGUAUCAAGGUAAUAUCACCAAGUGAUCAAACUCCAUUCAGUCCGAUUGGAAAUUAUCGAUAUGAUUCGUACAAAAAGCUUACUUCUCUGGAACAACGUGUCAAUGAAUUCGAUAAGACUGCGAAGUACAUGAUAAAAAAGCUGGAACAAACCCGCGAUAAAAUUGACAAUUGCGACGAUGGACCAAGCGUGGUCGAGAAUCUAAAAUUGACGAUUGCUCCUGACGCAGCAACGCUUAUUUCACAAGGUGACACACUGAUCCUGGAAACACAUGGCAAAUCUAAUCUUCUUACCCAACGAUUAAUGGACACUCAAGCACGACUGCGGGAUAGAUUUAAGGAAGUUCAAAACUCAAGAAAUUUCAAAUGUUUCAACAAUGAUAUACGGCUACAAAUGAGUUUGAAUGACAGUGAUUCUUCUACCAAUGAGUUCUCUCAUCUCAAAGCCAUUGAUUUGGAAGAAAUUUCAUCCAAAGUGCUCAAACGUAUCGGUGAUUUGUUGGCAAAACCUCUCACAAAAGACAAUGAGGUAGAACUCACUAAGCGAGUAUUGGACAUUAAAGAACGCCAAGAGGAGGUAAAGCUGGCUAUUGGCGUAGCAUCACAAACGACACCAUCUAAGAAAGUAUCAGAUACGAUGACCAAUCUUGAAAUGGGUAUGCGAGAUUUAUCGAUUCAUUUCGACAAAACCAUAGCUGAUUUAGUUUCCCUGAAUAAAAGUGGGAGCAGGGAAGCCGCCAAUAUGCUUAGUGAACAUGAAUCAACAAAAAUUCUUGCAAUGUUAAAAGAAACGUCUCCUUGCAAAAGAGUUUCGAAGCCCUCUGAAAGCUUCUCUAGUGCUGCGGUUUAUGAUCCUGCAUCCAUGACUAUCAACCUUUCAGAAAUAUCAAAAAGUGUAGAAGAAUUGUUAGCGACACCUCUGGCUGAUAAUACAGAGGAAUGUGUUUCACAACGUGUUUUGGAUGUUAAGCGAAAACAAGAGGAAAUCAAAUUAGUAACCGAGUUGGUGUCGCAAUUUAGUCCCGAAGAGAAAGCGGCUGAUAGCAUGGAUAUACUGGAGAAGGUAACUAAGGAAUUGUCCGUACAUUGUGAUGAGGUCGUUACUGCUCUAGCGGCUUUGAAUCGUACCCGCACGUAUAAUUUAGAAAAGAACAUUUGUUUCCAAAAUGUGGAUAGCACUGCAGGUAAGAGCAACUGUCAUGAUGCCGAAAGCUACGUACCAGGUUUAUUUUAUGCGAAAACGCGAGCAAAAGCGGUGGCUGCUGCUUUAACAAAUAAUUUUGAUAAAUCUGUUGCACAAAUAGUGGACUGGCUGGAAAUGGAACGCGAGAUGUUGAAAAAACAUUGUGUUGUUGUUGCGGACAGUGACAUGAUAUUAGAUGCAAUAGGCAAACAAAAGGUAUGUACUCUUAAUUGAUUGAUUAGCGUUUUAGUAGAAUGAUUGUAUAUCUUAUUACGUUGUUUUUCCUUUGAAUUCUACUACUAUUGUAUAACUUUCACUAUUCA